AGCGGGGAGAAGGAAGUCCUUAUUCCGGCAAACUAUCCGCCUAAAGACGAAUAAAACCUGAUUAAAACCUGAUUAAAACCUGAAUCAGGAUUAAGACAGAGUAUGGAAGCGAGUAAAGCACUUCAGACGGAAGCCAAGGAUGCUACUGGACCGGGAGAGGCCAAAAGGGCAGCAGCUGCAGCCAAGGCGGCUAACCGCCUGCCUGAAGUUCGUCUGGUGGUGCUUGGAUGGAGGUGGCCGGGGAAGAGCCUGACUGGAAACUCAAUCUUAGGCCGAGAGGAGUUUCACUUGGAGCGGGCAGCCGAGUUCUGCGUGAAGAGAGAGACAGAGGUGCUGGGGCGCCAGGUGACUGUGGUGGACACUCCCGGCUGGUUCUCGGCCCAGGAUACACCCCCCUCCUACAAGCAGGAGUUGGUGAGGGGAGCGUCUCUUUGCCCUCCAGGUCCACACGUCUUCCUGCUCGUCAUCCCCGUUGGCAUGUUCACAGAGGUGGAUCGCGCUCGCAUCGAGGAGCAUGUGAGCCUCUUUGGUGAACACGUGUGGAAGCACACGAUUGUGGUCUUCACCUGGGCGGAGGUGUUGAAGACCAUUUCCAUCGAGAGGUACAUUCGCAGGGAGGGCAAGGAGCUGCAGUCGGUGCUGGAGAGGUGUAAGAGAAGGUACUUUGUCAUUAAUAACAGCAUAUUCGGGGAGCAUCCCCAGGUGGGGCGUUUGCUGGAGAGAGUGGAGAAGGUAGUGGCAGAGGAGGGGGGCUACUACAACCCAGAGGAGGUGGAGAAGAAACCUCUGGAUGAGAACCAGAAUCCAGCUAGAGAGGGCCGGGAGCUGGGGGCACGGCCCAAACAGAACUCUGUGCUGAGUUUGCCAAAAACCACGGAGGUGGAGACGCUUUCAACUUAAACAAGCACUCUUUGCUGAUGGACCCUCUCAACCGCAACCACAAGAAGGAAAAGGGUAACUGAAAUUUCACUGCAUGUACAAACCAGCGUAUCUUAUUUAUUUUUUUAAUCAGAAAUGUUACUGUGUGUUUUAGUUGUCUGUGUUCUUUAUGACUCUCACUGUGAUGAUUCAGGAGGCCUUUGCCACAUAAACACCCUUUUUUUUUUUCACCCUGUCCAAAGAUUUAUUCUCCAAUGUUUAUUUUGUUCUUUAGUUUUGAAGAUGUUCUUGUUAUAAUAUCUUGAGGGUUGUGUGUUGGGAGGGAUUUAAUUGAAUCCAAAACAAGGAAGCACAAACUGUUACACAUAUUGACAUUUUUAAACCCAAUGUGUACACUCCUUAGUGUCGGCGAAUACAAACGGCAGAACUGCACUACUAAAUUGUUACUGAUAUUUUGCCGAUGACUGUUAAGGGAAUUGCUUUUUUGACGAUUCCCAUUUGUUGUGACCAAAUUGUAAAAUGCUUUUCUCGUGCUGCAAUGUUUAUUACUCUCUCAGUGGACAGUUAUAAAGCACACGGGCAGUUAUUGAUUCUGUGAGUUGCCUUAAAGCAGUGAAUUUGUUUCCCUUAAAUGGAUCCGUCACGUCUAUAACACUGUGGCAGAGGGAUAUAUUUCAGGAAAGGAUGCGCUACCACAAAGAGCUGCACUGGUCAGUUUAUUAACUGACAGAACUUAAAACUGCAACUAUUAUAAUAAUCGAUUUAUAGUUCACAUUUUUUUAAAUAAUCAGAAAUGGGAAAUAAUUCCUUUUUUAAAUUCCUCAGUUGUCAAAGUUGUGUAUUUAACUAAAUAUUUUUGGGUUUCUGAGUGUGUCUAAAUAGGUGAUUUCAAAUCAUCUUUUUUGGCGUUAGGGGACUGUAAUGGGUAUUUUUCAAAACAUUUUGACAUUUAAAAAGGCAUUUUUUGACAGACUAAACAUCAAUAAAUUUAUCGGAAAAUGAAUUGGCAGAUUAUUUGAUGAUGAAAAUAAUCUUUAAAUGCAGCCAAACUAGCGUGUGCACCUGCUUGAGUACCUUAAAGGACACCCAAACACUGCUGGUGUUAACUUACUCUUUAAGGGUACAAGCAAUGUGUUUGGUGAGAAGCACUGAAUGUAAACAUAAAGACAAAAUCACAAAACAACCAGGCACCUUUAAGGUUUUUGUUUGUCGAAAAACAAGAAGCUGGUGUAGUCUUUUGCUCUCCACAGACUAUACAGGCAGUAUGGAAGACUCUCUAACUCUUUGUUAUGGUGUACUAUUAUUGGAUGUUGGAGUCAGCUGGUCUCUGGACAGACCCACAAAUCUGAGGACGCGUGUAACCGUUUUUUAUAGGUCCUUAAUAUCUCACUGUACGGACCAUCAGAUGACUCGGGUAGUGUUACAUCACCAUCCGACUGGCCCAGUUAAAAAACAUACAGUAAUAACCGUUACAUACUGUAUUUGUGUGACCCGGUUGAAUCUCUCCAGCACUACUUCUCUUGUGUCUGCUUUUGUGGAACUUGUAGAACUGGCCGAGCUGGCCGAGCUGCAGAAAGCACAAACCAAAGUAGUGAAUCGAGUCCUUGAACGUAUCCCUCUGCUGCAGAUCAUGUGACUCUUACUUGGGAACACUGCUCAUUUAGUUUUAGUUAAUUCUUGAGAAAUACAGGUGUGAAUCAGGUACUGGUAACAUUGCUUGAGUGCCUGUUAGUUUCAAGGACCCUGGGACACCCGGUGAAUACGUUCACAAAGAACGACUGUUGUAAAGAAACCCAGCGAGGCCCUGAAGGCCACCAUUUAAACAAACUGACUCAAAGCCUUUUAUCGUAGGAAUGCUGUAGAUACUGUUUCUGUAAAGUAGCUGUCAGUCUUUUCCAUGAAUGUGUUUAUACUCAUUAGAGUUUAGAGCAAAUCCAAUGCUGUAUACUCAGGAAACAAAUAUUUCACCAAGUGUGGGCAAAUACAGACCUGUUUGUUGACAUUUAGUGCUGAAAUAUGAUACAGGAAACAGGUCCGCUGUAGACCUAUUGUAAACUAGUGCCUGAACUCAGUAUUACUGACAUAUCUUUGCCUUUUUUUUUUUCAGGGGUUUGACAAAAACAACUCUUGGAAAAAGUACUUUAACACUGCUACAGAUGUGGGGCAUACUGUAUUUGAUUAAAUGAUAAGAGGUUUGAUAAUCAACACUCUGAUAUGAGUUUCAAAGCAACAUGGAACCACUAAUCCACCAAUCAGAAAACAGCAGAACAUUUUCAUCAAAAACAUAUUUAUAUAAAGGAUGACUGAACACAAAAUGAGGUCAGGAUAUAGCAGACGUGUAGAAAACCUGCUAUUGGGUGUGCAACCUCAUAUAAACCACCUUUGUAGCAGUGUUCGUAAUGGUUAUUGGGUUACUUUUCAAAGUCCAGCAUGUGAAUCAAGUUACUCUUAAGGAACUAAUGAAGGUAACAGAGUCAACUCUACUGGGCUUCUGUAUCAUCUGUAGGCCUGAGGCUUAUUGUCUUAUUGUAAUGUCUUGUUGGCCCAAACUAUUUACUUCUUAGAAAUGCUCUGUGUUGUUCUUCUACUAAGCAUAAAUAAAUGUAUA
Molecule: messenger RNA, 3487 nt
Organism: Anoplopoma fimbria (sablefish)
Lineage: Eukaryota; Metazoa; Chordata; Actinopteri; Perciformes; Anoplopomatidae
Gene: gimapl
Product: GTPase IMAP family member 8
Exons: 3
Coding region: 103-900 (265 amino acids)
Molecular function (GO): GTP binding
Source: RefSeq, a predicted model, not a curated record